Molecule: messenger RNA, 417 nt
Organism: Necator americanus (New World hookworm)
Lineage: Eukaryota; Metazoa; Nematoda; Chromadorea; Rhabditida; Ancylostomatidae
Exons: 3
Coding region: 1-417 (138 amino acids)
Source: RefSeq, a predicted model, not a curated record
AUGCUCAGAAUAGCUAAGGAGAUUUCUGAGUCCGAAACUGCUUCUUUUUGUAUCUACGAGGACAGGUCAUGCAAAUACGACCAUCAGCCGUCCCAUCGAACAGUUUGUGUUCAGACGGAGAUUUCAUGUGAUGAUGUCCUUUUGUCUACUGAGUUAGCAAUUCUAUGCGACGAUUCUCAAAAAUGCGGUGGAUCUAAUGAGGUGUUGUUUUGGCGUGCAGUCGCGACGCAGAGAGCUAAUGAGUUGGACGUCUUGCGGGAGAAUGUCGAGAAGAUUCGGACAAUGACACAGCAGAAUUUAAUGGAAAAGAAAGCAUUGGAUGAAAAACAUGAUACUCUCUAUUCACAAUUGGAAGAGGUUCUUCAAAUUCCCGACGUCCAGACUACGCAGGAAACAUGCGAAAGAGAUCCUACAUGA